Chaetura pelagica (chimney swift) is the source of this 639-nucleotide messenger RNA. RefSeq names its product myelin protein zero-like 2 (gene MPZL2). Gene Ontology annotation, biological process: cell-cell adhesion. Lineage: Eukaryota; Metazoa; Chordata; Aves; Apodiformes; Apodidae. The record is from RefSeq and is a predicted model, not a curated record. Gene Ontology annotation, cellular component: membrane. The coding region runs from base 1 to 639 and encodes 212 amino acids. The transcript is spliced from 5 exons.
AUGGAUGGGCCCAGCUGGCUGGGCGCUGCGCUCUUCCUUGGGGUGCAGCUCCGAGCUCUGUGGCCAGCAGCAGCCAUGGAAAUCCACACUGCCAAGGAGGUCUACGCUGUGAAUGGCACCAACCAGAGGCUGAAGUGCACCUUUUCCAGCAGCAGCCCCAUCAGCCCAGACCUGUCUGUCACCUGGAACUUUCAGCCUGAGGACCUGAGCUCUCAUGAGCCAGUGUUUUAUUACCUGAAGGAGCCCUACGAGCUGCCCGCUGGGCGGUUUAAAGACCGAGUCACCUGGGAUGGGAAUAUAGAGAGAAAUGAUGCUUCCAUCAAGAUCUGGAACUUGCAGCCCACUGACAAUGGGACCUUCACCUGCCAGGUGAUGAACCGACCAGAUUUCUACGGCGCAGUGGGUGAAGUGCGGCUCCGAGUCGUGCAGAAAGUGCACUUCUCAGAAAUCCACUUCCUGGCAGUGGCCAUUGGGUCUGCUUCUGUCCUGAUGAUCAUCGUGGUGACAGUGGUGAUCCUGUGCCGGCAGCGCCGCAAGAGAGCGCAGGAGAAGGGGAUGGAGGAGUCAGACACGGAGCUAAAAGAAAAGGAGAAUCUGCAAAAGGUAGAAGAGGAGGAAGCCAGUCCAUUAGAAGACUAG